This is a messenger RNA of Hyla sarda, 2232 nucleotides long. Its product is annotated as protein QNR-71-like. The coding region runs from base 446 to 2149 and encodes 567 amino acids. NCBI's taxonomy places the organism in Eukaryota, Metazoa, Chordata, Amphibia, Anura, Hylidae. Gene Ontology annotation, biological process: cell adhesion. Gene Ontology annotation, molecular function: integrin binding. The transcript is spliced from 11 exons. The record is from RefSeq and is a predicted model, not a curated record.
CAAAAUGAAAGAAGCAAUCUGAUUGGUUGCUAGGGGCAAUUGGGUAACUGAUCCAUUGCACAGGUUUUGAUAAAUCUCCCCCUUAUACAUUUUUUCUGAAUUCAAGUGUCAUCUACCUUUUUUGCAGACACCCUAAUGUAUUAUAGUGAGGUACUGCAAGGGUAGGAGUGAAUAGGACUUUAGGGUGCGGCAGCAGAAACACUGCUGAUUUUCUACAGUGGAUCUUUUGAGAGUGGAUCAUAAGCACAUGAGCAGGGAGGAUGGCUCCUUUACUUGAAGUCAGACAUCAUAACCUUAGUUCUAUCACAUGAUGGGCCUGUAGACUUACAUAAAGAGGAGGAGGAGGGAUCCUGGGCACUGACGGCUAGUUCUCCCAGCUGGGACCUGUUGAGUCCCAUUUAAAUGCUGGUGCGCAGAUCCCUGAGCAGCUCAUUCACCUUCCAAGAUGCUGGCUGCAGUAGUGGAGGGGCUGGUGGUGCUCUGCCUGGUCUCAGGCAUUCAGGGAGGAAAACUGUUUCAGGAUGUCAUGGAGUUUGGAAGGGAUCCUGGCUCUAGAGGGCAAAGUAACCAUAUAGAUGGGUGGUCUCCUGAUACCAACUCCUGGGAUGAGAAACUCUACCCUGCCUGGAAGUCUGAUGAUGCCAGAUGGGAAAACUGCUGGAGAGAUGGUAAAGUAAAGGCGUUGUUGACCAGUGACAGCCCUGCGCUGAUAGGGUCAAAUAUCACUUUUGCUGUAACCCUGCAGUUUCCCAGAUGUCAAAAAGAAAAUGAGGAUGGAGACAUAGUGUAUGAAAGAGGGUGUGGAAAUUUCUCUUCCAGCAUCCCGGUCCAAUAUGUGUAUAACUGGACCAAGUGGGUAGAUGUGUGUGGUGAAGGAAACUGCAGUUUUGCCAACAAGUUUCCUGAUGGAAAACCAUUCCCACAUCACCCCAACUUGGGGCAAAGCAACUUCAUUUACAUCUUCUCAACUCAAGGCCAGUAUUACCAACAGAUUGGGAGACCUUCUGCUGUUCUGUCCAUAAAUACUACAAACAUCACAGCUGGCACACAAAUGAUUGAGGUCGCUGUAUACAGAAGAGGGGAUCAGGAACAUUACCCGGUUGCUAAAGCAAGUAGUAUCUAUGUUGUAACUGAUCAAAUUCCAUUUCAUGUGAACAUUUUCCAGGAGAAUGACAAGAAUUCCUCAGACAACAUCUUUAUAAAGGAUUCUCCAAUUGAAUUUAACAUCCAAAUCCAUGAUCCAAGCCACUACCUCAAUAAAUCUAAACUGACAUUUGACUGGGACUAUGGUGAUGGGAGUGGAUCAUUUGCUUCCAAAAACACAGUUUCCAGCCAUACAUAUACUCUGCUUGGAAAUUUCAGUGAUAACUUGGUCAUUAAAGUUGCCAUUCCUGGUCCAUGUAAACCUGUGACUCCUACUCCAAUCCCUACAACAAAUAUACAAACUACCACCAGCACCUUAACUACUGGUAACUCCACAGAGCUACAACUGUCUGAGAUGGAAAACUUUCCAUUAACUGAAAUGCCAAAUGUUACCACUACUCCUGCUGCUCCUGGCUGUUUUAUAUACAGAUAUGGACAUUACGGCACAAACAUCACAGUUGUAGAUGGAAUCCUUGAGGUUAAGAUUGUGGAAAUGACCAAUGUUGAAGUAUCUACAUCUCAGACUGGAAACUCCAUAAUUGACUUUGUGGUGACUUGCCAAGGAAGCCUGCCUACAGAUGCCUGCACCAUAGUCUCAGAUGCUAGUUGCAUGAUUCCCCAGGACAUUGUCUGUGACUCGGUUCCAUCUUCAGAUCAAUGCUUACUGACCCUAAGAAGAACCUUUCAGCCUGGAUCUUACUGCGUCAAUAUUACACUGAGUGAUAGUGCAAGUUUGGGCCUUGCUAGUACGCUGGUGACAGUAGAUGGUGGCUCUAAACCCCAAAGGACUCUUCCUUCAGUACUUAUUCCUCUAGCUUUGACUGCAGUUGCUGUGGUGGUUGGUUAUGUCCUGUACAAGAAAUACAAGGAAUACAAACCAAUAGCAAAUGCUUCAGAAGGAAGGGGUGGUCAAGGAAUCGCUGUGUACUUCAGUCAAGUCAAAGAUGCUCUCUUCAAAAGAAACAAUGAACAUGAUCCCCUUCUGAAAAAGGCUUCAAUAAUAUAAGCUUAAAUCUUGUAUGUCUACCACUUUAGAGGCCAAGCUGUAGUAGGAAUACAAGCAAAUAAAGGAAAUACUUUAUUUAAAUU